GGGCAGGUGGGACGCACAGGGAGUGGCUUUUGCCCUCCAGCCUGACAGUGUGGUUUUUUUGUGCCCGCUGGGCUUCCCUGCUGCUGAGUUCCUCUUCCUGUUGCCAUGUCUGUCAGGCCUGUGUGGGGCCACAUGCAGGGAUCGCUCGCUCAUGUAGCCUCGGCUGACCGCCUUGUGAGAGGCACACGUGGAGUCCGGCUUCCUACUCCAUGGGCCCGCGGGGGCUGGGAUCGGGGCAGAGCCCUGGUUCAGCAAGCUGCCGGUGUUGACCCAGCUUGAUCCCCGUGUGGCUGGCAAACAUGGCAAGGGUUGGAAGGUAGCGGGGCAGGGAUUGUGCCUGCUGGGGGUUGUACAGUGCCUAGCUCGCUGUCAGCGCUUUCCUGCUCUUGUCCGUCCAGGCUCCGGCAGUAACGGGGAUCAGUGUCUGAGGCAUGCAGGGCAGGGACUCACCCCAGCACAAGUGGGGCCUGCAAGACCCAGGAUGGGCUGGAGGCACAAUAUCCCGAAAGCACAGCCUGCCCCUGGGCUGAUCCAGGGAAGAGCUAACGGGGCUGACUCCUGCAGGGAAACAAAGCCCCAGGAUUCUGCUGCGAUGGGGACAAAAUACACAGAAGAGAUGACGAAGAAAGCAGAGGAGCUGGCCCUGAAGCUGGCUGAGGCCAUCGAGGGAGGGGACAAGGAGCUGGCACUGGAGUGCGCUGGCUGGCUGGCCGAGCAGCGGGCGCCCGUGACAGUGCAGGUGAAGCCAGAGGCCUACCCCAAAAAGGAAAUCAGCUUGUGGGUGGGAGUGGAGGACGCCCAGAUGACCACAGUCCCCAUCUACCUGAAAGUCAAUCCUCAUAUGACUUUGGCUUCUCUGAAGGACAUGGUAUUCCUCCUCUACGGCUUCCCACCCAGCGUUCAGCAGUGGGUGGUGGGCAAGAGGCUCCCCGGAGACCAGGAGACCCUGCACUACAAUGGCAUCCAGCGAGACGGCGACAUGGCCUAUCUCUACCUCAGGUCUGCCAAAGAGGCCAAGCUCAGCAAAGAGACAUUCCAGAAGGAGUGGGAGCGCCGAGUCCUGGCAGAAUUGGGCUUCAGCGACAUUCUCCUGCAGCCUCGCGGGAGCCAGGAACAGGUGGAUGCGGGGCUCGGAGGGGCGCAGGACAGCCUGUGCAUGGAGGAGCUGAGGCAUGAGCUCUUGCAGGCGGAAGCCGCCCCUCCCCCUGAACCCCCCAAGGUCGGCUGGGUCUGUCCGAGCUGCACCUAUGUCAACAAGCCCACCCGCCCCGGCUGCGAGAUCUGCUGCAAGGAGCGGCCUGAGGACUACAUGGUGCCCGUGGCUUACCAGCCGGACGAGGAGGAGCUGGCGAGGAUGAGGAAUGAGGAGGAAGCCAUGCGGCAGUACCAACAGGUGACAGAGCAGCAGAAGAUUGAGAACUACCAGCACCUCCUGCAGCUGGAUGGGCAGAGCCUGGUGCCCGCCGAUGAAGUGAUCGAAUGUCCCAUCUGCUUUGUGACCCUGCAGCCUGGAGAGGGGGUGACCCUGCGGGAGUGCCUGCACUCCUUCUGCAGGGACUGUCUGAAGGGGACGAUACUGAAUAGCCCGGAGCCCGAGGUGCCCUGUCCGUACAUCGACGAGAAGUACUCCUGCCCAGGACAGCUGCUGGAACGGGAGAUCAAAGCGCUCCUGAGCUCUGCUGAAUAUCAGCACUUCCUGGACCUGGGCGUCUCCAUCGCUGAGAACCGCAGCCGGUCCAGCUACCACUGCAAGACCACGGACUGCCGGGGCUGGUGCAUCUUCGAGGACGACGUGAACGAGUUUGCCUGCCCCGUGUGCCAGAAGGUGAACUGCCUGCUCUGCAAGGCCAUUCACGAGACCAUGAACUGCAAGGAGUAUCAGGACGACCUCAAGCUCCGGGCUCAGAACGACCAGGCUGCCAGGCAGACCACCGAGAUGCUGACAACGAUGGUCCAGAAAGGGGAGGCCAUGUACUGUCCUACCUGUAAGAUCGUUGUCCAGAAGAAGGAUGGCUGUGACUGGAUCCGCUGCACUGUCUGUCACACGGAGAUCUGCUGGGUGACCAAGGGGCCGCGCUGGGGAUCAGCGGGCCCGGGCGACACCAGUGGUGGCUGCCGCUGCAGGCUGAACGGCGUUCCUUGCCAUCCCCGCUGUCAGAACUGCCACUGAGCACGCAGGAGCCAAGAGGAAGGAUGGGGUGGCUGCUUUCUACGCAGUGCCCCAGCCCCGUUGGGGGGGAGCACAGCUCCCCUUGAGCCCCUGGCUACUCUCCCCACCACACCACCACAGCUGGGGGCUAGGCCUGUAGGUUUCUGGCUCCCAGAGCCCACCACAGACCCACGUCUCCGCUAGGGGAAGGACUGUGCAGAUCAGCAGCCGUGGGGCGAGCGGAGCGUUCCUGUUUCAUGUAUUGAAGGCGGACUUAGGAGAAGGCUGGGGGUUGACCUCCCCUGCUGGGAACCAAGUGCCCUGUGCAAGUUGUGGGGGGGGCCUACCUCAUGAGCUGCUCCCUUCAUGUGUCCCUCCGCAGCAGCUGUGUAGAAGAUGACCGGGCUGGGUUGGAACAGCAGGCUGGGAACACUCUGGCUCCUCUAGUUGAUGGGAGAUAGCAGGUACAUUAGUGGCCCUCAGGCCUGAAGGAGCCCUUCCUCAUCCCCUAGGGAAAACACAGUUCCCCCUAUCCUACAGGUCACCAGUGCAGCCUUAGCCAUUUUGCCAGCUAGUGAAAAAGGGUUUUGAUGCUCCUCAUCUCCCAAGUGGCCAAGCCAGAAAAAAGGUCCAGCCCAUCAGAGAGAAGCAACAUUGCUGAGUGCUCCAGGGGACUGCCUGGGCAACCACCCCUACACCUGGCUCGUUACAGCCUCCAUCCUGCCCGCUGCAGCCCAUUGGCACUUUAGUCAGCUGGUGCAGCAGGACCCAGCAACCUCCCAGCCCAGCUGGCGUGCACGAGGCAUGGCACGCUCCAGGGCACCGGGGACAGACCGGGCAGGUGUUGGUUCUUAGCAGGCAGCUUUCGUUGCCCUCCGCCUGGAUUUACAAUAAAGGGCUGCAACUUUUGGACCAGAA
Molecule: messenger RNA, 3067 nt
Organism: Caretta caretta (loggerhead turtle)
Lineage: Eukaryota; Metazoa; Chordata; Testudines; Cheloniidae
Gene: RBCK1
Product: RANBP2-type and C3HC4-type zinc finger containing 1
Biological process (GO): proteasome-mediated ubiquitin-dependent protein catabolic process; protein linear polyubiquitination; positive regulation of canonical NF-kappaB signal transduction
Cellular component (GO): LUBAC complex
Molecular function (GO): ubiquitin binding; metal ion binding; ubiquitin-protein transferase activity
Source: RefSeq, a predicted model, not a curated record